CAACAGGAGCUGGAUGAAGCAUUACGCCUCUACGAACUAGAAAAGGAUACAGAAAUAAUUAUACAUGUAGGUACAAGGGAAGAGUGAAAAGAUAACGGAGAAAGUGAACACGAAGAACGCAACAAUGAUGAAAGCGCUAAAAAAGGAUUGAAUGGAGAGGAAGAAGAGCGAGAAACAGAUGGAAGCGUAAUGAGGGAUGGGGCGGAAUAAAGUCAGAAAAGAAGGAAAAGGGUCGGGGCGGGGGUGGUGGUAUGUUUAAAGAGAAAUCAGUCCUGCUUUUCACUGGUGCCUUUAUUCUAGCGUUUGCGCAUUUCGUAGAGUAAAGCGCGUCGGGCGGCGACGGUAGUUAACGAAUCCCGCGGUAGCAGUCGAUAUUCUUACGUGGACUGAUUAGCAGCCACGAAAUUUGCUCGGGCCAGCUCGCACGCAGAUAACAGAGCAUCUUGAAGAGACAUGAGAAGAUAAUUCAAGGGAAGCUGGUGGACAGAGGAAGAAAAAAGCAUUUUGACUGAAACUUUGGCGAACGCCAACACCACUCGAAGGGGGAGAGUCUUGUCGCAGCAGCAGCGGCAGCAGUCCGUUUUCCAAUGAUCGCGAUUCAUGUAGAGAGCUUGUGGCAGCAUAGCUUUGACAAUUGCUGUUGUUAUUGAAGAGGUUGCAAAAGUGGCGAUAAACCAGCAUCGAUCGAGCUGACUCGUCGCAUUCUCAGCCGGGUUCCUGCAAGAGGUCGGGCUACGGUAAAAGAGGAGGACAGAGAACGGUUAGAAGGAAGAGGGAGAGACAGGGAUAGAGAGAGAGGUGAAAAAGAGAUAGACCAAGAGAGCGUGCGCACAUACCGUAGGAAGGAAAGUAGGGAAAACUUUAGGGUGGGAGUUUGGAGGGUAAUUGCGAGCAAAAGACGAGAGCCAGUGGUGUACGAUCGUUGGUGGAUGAUAUUAGGUAGCCAAGAUAGAAGAAGGUGAGAUAAAUACGGCUGAAUUGGUCGCGAAAUGGCGUGGGGAUACUGGAGCGCAACGUCAGUCAGUGAUCGGGGUCGGUCGCCCCGUCGCGAAAAGGACAAACAACAGUACCAGAGUUUGCAUCAACCGCAGCAACAGCAUCAUCAUCAGGCUGAAACAGGAGUAUCGCAGGGGAUGUACGGUGUUCAGCAAGUACAAGGUGAGCUCGGUGUCAGCUCCUCCUCUGUGUCGACCGGGUCCGGUGUUGGCGGCGGUGCCGCAGUAGAGGAACCACCCUGCAGUAUGAUGAUACAGGGUGGUUCCUUUUAUUCCUAUUCCGCGGCUACGGCUGCAGCUGCGGCUGCUGUUGGGCGUAGGAUACCUCCUGCCAUCGAAGGACCUUCCACCUCCUCAACGGGCAUUCAAGUGCUACCAAGGGAUCGACCGAUCAAAUCGAACACCAGCACCUAUCCACCAUCGCCUAGCAGCGAUUCAGCGGAAUACGAACAACCGAUAGCUGGACUUAGAAGCGAAUGCUCCCCUCAUAACAGUCCUCCUGACGACAUAUUCGUGCAGGCUGGCUCUUCGUCUAGGAUAAAGCUACUUUGCGACAAGGGAAUCGACGAUACAUCCGAGGUCGAUCUUGACGAGGUGGUGGCAACCGAGAUGAUGUACGCGACUACCAAUCGUGCUAUAGGGACUAGUACGUGUCGUGUACAUGGGCCGUGUAAUCCACCACCGGAUUCUACCGAUCCCAUAGCACCCUUGAUCGAUGAUACUAUCGGAUCUUCCCAAUUUUGGUUCAACGACAUCACCUGGGUUUUUCCUAAUGUGCCGCCUGCACCAGGAAUGCCCUGUAAGGGAGAAGACAGAAGCAUCUACAGACGCGGCGCACGUAGAUGGAGGAAGCUGUACCGAGUGAAUGGUCAUAUAUUUCAAGCGAAACGUUUCAAUCGGCGAGCGUUUUGCGCGUUCUGCCAGGAUCGAAUUUGGGGACUAGGUCGGCAGGGGUUCAAGUGCAUCCAGUGCAAGCUACUGGUUCACAAGAAAUGUCACAAACUAGUUCGCAAACCAUGCUUGAGUGUCCACCAACUUCAACAACAACAAAUUCCAAGCACAGAGUCGCAAACGAUCGACAGGAACGGCGAUCAACAACAGCUUGAUUCUGUGCAAUGCAGCCCAGUAGCUCAUCUAGAGGAUGAGAUUUCAGAGUCGCCGAUCAUCGAGGAGCAUUCACGCAAUCGAACCGGAAGUGUAGAAAGGGAGGAAUUGCCGUUGGAUACGUUAAAUGAUGCGGAUAAUUCAAAUGAUAUGCAAAGGCAAUACUCAUUAAACGAUUUCGAACUGAUUAGGGUAAUCGGUCGUGGUUCCUACGCGAAAGUUUUGAUGGUAGAAUUGAAGCGUACAAAAAGGAUUUACGCGAUGAAAGUGAUCAAGAAAGCUCUAGUGACAGACGAUGAAGAUAUAGAUUGGGUUCAAACAGAGAAACACGUGUUCGAAACCGCUUCGAAUCAUCCUUUCCUUGUAGGACUUCACUCAUGCUUUCAAACACCUUCUCGUCUGUUCUUCGUUAUUGAAUUUGUACGCGGCGGUGAUCUUAUGUUCCAUAUGCAAAGGCAACGCCGUCUUCCAGAGGAGCAUGCUCGAUUUUAUGCAGCAGAAAUUAGCCUCGCCUUAAAUUUUUUACACGAGAAAGGUAUCAUAUACAGAGAUUUAAAAUUAGACAAUGUGUUACUUGAUCACGAGGGACACGUUAAACUGACUGAUUAUGGAAUGUGCAAAGAAGGUGUACGAGAGGGUGAUACAACAGCCACAUUUUGUGGCACUCCAAAUUAUAUUGCACCUGAAAUAUUACGGGGUGAAGAUUACAGUUUCUCUGUAGAUUGGUGGGCACUUGGAGUACUUUUGUAUGAAAUGCUUGCAGGUCGCAGUCCGUUUGAUAUUGCGGGCGCGUUAGAAAAUCCAGACCAGAACACUGAAGAUUAUCUAUUUCAAGUUAUUUUACAGAAAACAAUUCGUAUACCAAGAUCGUUGUCAGUUAAAGCAGCUUGCGUACUUAAAGGCUUCCUUUGCAAAGAUCCUGCUGAAAGAUUAGGCUGUGGAAAAAGGCCGACAGCUUUUCUUGAUAUUGUUUCCCAUCCAUUCUUCAAAGCAAUUGAUUGGGAAAUGUUGGAGCAAAAACAAGUAACACCACCUUACAAGCCACGUUUAGAUUCUGAUCGUGACUUGGCCAAUUUCCCACCAGAAUUUACAGACGAACCAGUUCAUCUGACACCGGAUGAUCCGAGGGUAAUUGAUAAGAUUGAUCAAAGUGAAUUCGAAGGUUUCGAAUACGUGAACCCGUUACUGAUGUCUCUGGAAGACUGCGUGUGA
Osmia bicornis bicornis is the source of this 3311-nucleotide messenger RNA. RefSeq names its product atypical protein kinase C (gene aPKC). The coding region runs from base 990 to 3311 and encodes 773 amino acids. The record is from RefSeq and is a predicted model, not a curated record. The transcript has 9 exons. Gene Ontology annotation, molecular function: protein serine/threonine kinase activity; ATP binding; protein binding. Lineage: Eukaryota; Metazoa; Arthropoda; Insecta; Hymenoptera; Megachilidae. Gene Ontology annotation, biological process: protein phosphorylation; establishment or maintenance of cell polarity.